AUGGGUUCCGCGUGGGAAGAACCAAAGUGCGUUCUGAUAACUGGUGGCUGUGGAUUCAUUGGGUCCAACUACAUCAACUUCACCUUCAAUAAAUGGAAAAACACAAAAUUCAUUAACUACGACAAGUUGGCUUUCGGAGCAUCCCCACUUCACGUUGAGAAAGAGAUUAGAGAGUCUCCAAGAUACAAGUUCGUAGAGGCCAAACUCGAGGACCAACCAACUCUUAUCAAGACUCUUGCUGAGAAUGAGGUUGAUAUGGUUAUCCAUUUUGCUGCCAUCACCCACGUCGAUGAAUCCUACAGCGACAGAAUUGGAACCAUUCAAGACAACAUCAUCUCCACCACAACUCUUCUGGAGAGCAUCGUGAACAGCCCAUACAAGGGAGUCAAGAAACUCGUUCAUAUUAGCACAGAUGAAGUUUAUGGAGACUCUUUCGAGGACACCACUCCAAAAUCCGAGUCUGCUUCUCUGCCAAACCCAACUAACCCAUAUGCCGCCUCAAAGGCUGCUUGCGAGAUGGUCAUUAGAUCUUACUGGCACUCGUACAAGCUUCCAUAUGUGAUGGUCCGCAUGAACAAUGUCUACGGACCACGCCAAAUCCAUACUAAACUCAUUCCAAAGUUCACAAAACUCGCUUUGGACGGACAACCCUACCCACUCAUGGGAGACGGACUUCAUACCAGAAGUUGGAUGUACGUUGAGGACUGUUCUGAGGCUAUCACCAGAGUUGCUCUUGAGGGAACGCUAGGUGAAAUUUACAACAUUGGAACCGAUUUCGAAAUGACCAAUAUCGAGUUGACCAAAAUGAUUCACAGCACAGUCAGCAAGAUUUUGAAUAGAGAGCCAACCGCUCCAACAUUCGCUCCAAUUCCGGACCGACCAUACCACGAUCGUCGCUACUACAUCGACUUCUCGAAGAUCAAGAACGCAAUGGGAUGGCAAUGCACCACGCCAUUCAGUGAAGGACUCAUGACGACGAUUGAGUACUACGUGAAAUUGCAUGUCGCCACCGCUCGUCUCCAGGGUUAA
Molecule: messenger RNA, 1029 nt
Organism: Caenorhabditis briggsae
Lineage: Eukaryota; Metazoa; Nematoda; Chromadorea; Rhabditida; Rhabditidae
Exons: 6
Coding region: 1-1029 (342 amino acids)
Biological process (GO): nucleotide-sugar metabolic process
Molecular function (GO): dTDP-glucose 4,6-dehydratase activity
Source: RefSeq, a predicted model, not a curated record